GGAUGACAAUGAGGAUAAAAUCGAGGCAGGACUUUUUUUUCAGUUCCACCUCGCACCCUCGGUCCAGAAAGCCAGCGCGCCGCCUCCCGCCCUCUUCAAAGAGCCGUCGGCGGGGCAGGAAGCGGCGGCUCGGGCCGCGGGUCCCCCUCGGAGAGCGGCGAUUUCCUCCCGGGCUGCCCAGUUAUCUCUGGAGGCGCAGAGCGGCUCUCCGAAGAGCGCGUUCUCUCCCCCACCCCGUGCUCCUCAACCCACCCACCUACUUCCUCCGGCUCCAUACACACACAGGCUCAGAGCUGCCAAAAAUUUCCACCCUCCGCCCCCCCUCCCUAGCUAACUUCCUUCCAGCAUUUCCUGAGCUGGAUGAUCCUAGGAUUUGUAAGACAGGAAAAAAAGGAAGGCGUGAGGGCGGGCGAGAGAGACAGGAUGCUUGUUUUUCGUUUGACCAAAGCCGUCUGAAGGCACGGCGGCGGGCGCAGGGAGGAGGACCCGCGGCAGCCCCUGGGCUGUCUCCUCGCCCCCGGCUGCUGCCCGCUUCCGCGCUCUCGUCCUCUCCCGGGCAUCCAGAAGGGCGGAGAGGAGAGCUCGCCCGCGCUCUGAAGCGGAGGAAAACACCCGAAGACACCGCAGGAGCCUGUGAAAGUCCCUGGGACUCCAAGUGAGGAAGUGACACUCCCAAGCUCGCCGGCCCGCGGCUGCCAGCUCUGCACGGCCUCCGGCACCGCGGCCCUGGAGGAGCGCGCCGUGGAUCUCAGGCUCCGCGCCCCGCGGGGUCCAUGCGCACCGCCCCGGGCCCAGGUUCUUCUGGACGCCCAUGCGGCCCCCCAGAGCCGCGCCGCAGCCAGUGAGCUAACCCCGGAGACCGCCUUAGGCGCGGUGCCAAGCAGAGGGGAGGGGGAGACGGAGGGGCAACCUCUUUGGGACUAACUCAUGAAGAACAAGGGUGCCAAGCAGAAGCUGAAACGAAAGGGAGCCGCCAGUGCCUUUGGCUGUGACCUGACCGAAUAUCUGGAAAGCUCAGGACAGGAUGUUCCAUAUGUAUUGAAGAGCUGUGCAGAAUUUAUAGAGACUCACGGCAUCGUGGAUGGAAUUUAUCGGCUCUCCGGAGUCACCUCAAACAUACAACGGCUAAGGCAAGAGUUUGGCUCAGAUCAAUGUCCAGAUCUGACAAGAGAAGUGUACCUCCAGGACAUCCACUGUGUGGGCUCACUCUGCAAGCUCUACUUUAGAGAGCUGCCCAAUCCCCUCCUGACUUAUGAGCUCUAUGAGAAAUUCACGGAGGCAGUGUCGCAUUGCCCGGAAGAAGGCCAAUUGGCCCGAAUCCAAAAUGUUAUCCAGGAGCUUCCCCCGUCCCAUUAUAGGACCUUGGAAUACCUGAUUCGACACCUGGCCCACAUCGCUUCCUUCAGCAGCAAGACCAACAUGCACGCCAGGAACCUGGCCCUGGUGUGGGCGCCAAACCUCCUCAGGUCCAAAGAGAUCGAAGCCACUGGUUGCAAUGGAGACGCAGCCUUCCUCGCAGUCCGAGUCCAGCAGGUGGUGAUUGAGUUCAUAUUGAAUCAUGUGGAUCAAAUCUUUAACAACGGUGCGCCUGGGUCUCUGGAGAAUGAUGAAAACCGGCCCAUCAUGAAAAGCCUGACCUUGCCAGCCCUCUCUCUGCCCAUGAAGUUGGUGAGCCUGGAAGAAGCUCAGGCUCGGAGCCUGGCUACUAACCAUCCUGCUCGGAAGGAAAGGAGAGAGAAUAGUCUGCCUGAGAUUGUCCCUCCCAUGGGCACCCUCUUCCACACCGUCCUUGAGUUACCGGACAACAAAAGAAAGCUCUCCAGUAAAUCAAAGAAGUGGAAAUCAAUAUUUAACCUGGGACGUUCUGGAUCAGACUCCAAAUCAAAGCUGAGUAGAAACGGGAGUGUUUUCGUGAGAGGACAGAGGCUCUCAGUGGAAAAGGCUACUAUCCGACCAGCUAAAAGCAUGGACUCCCUGUGCUCGGUGCCCGUGGAAGGAAAAGAAACCAAAGGAAAUUUCAAUCGAACAGUCACCACUGGUGGAUUUUUCAUUCCAGCAGCGAAAAUUCACUCGACCAGCACCGGCAGCUCCUGUGACCUCAGCAAGCAGGAGGGCGAAUGGGGCCAGGAGGGGAUGCCCGCAGGGGCGGAGGGGGGCUUUGACAUGAGCAGUGACCGAAGCCAACUCCAGGGCACUCAGGCCCGGCCCCCACCUGAGCAGCUGAAGGUGUUCCGGCCUAUCGAGGAUCCUGAGAGUGAGCAGACAGCCCCCAAGAUGCUGGGCAUGUUCUACACCUCGAACGACAGCCCUGGCAAAUCCGUCUUCACCAGCAGCCUCUUCCAGAUGGAGCCGUCGCCCCGGCACCAGCGCAAGGCCCUGAACAUCUCUGAGCCCUUCGCCGUGUCCGUGCCACUCCGCGUGUCCGCCGUCAUCAGCACCAACAGCACCCCGUGCAGAACACCCCCCAAGGAGCUGCAGUCUCUUUCCAGCCUGGAAGAGUUUUCUUUCCAGGGAUCAGAGAGUGGAGGUUGGCCUGAUGAGGAGAAGCCAGUGGGAGCUGAGACUUCUACAGCUUCUGGACCUAAGAAGGUGGUUCUCGAGGAUGCCAAGCCAGCACCUGAAGCCAUGAGGACAGUGGAAUGCAGCAAAGGCCUUUCCCUGGAGCCAGGUGCCCAACUGGAGGAGAAGAAAACCUCAGAAGUCUCCCUGGGCUCUCAGCAUUCAAGUGAAUUAGAGAAGAGGCUGGAUCCAGACAAGGCGGUGGAGGAGAGUCGAGAGGCUGGCCAGGUGGAGUCCAGUGCUCUGCAGGAGAGCCCCCGGGCCAGAGCCGAAGCAGUGUUUCUCCAUGAGAUGGAUGAAGAGGAUCUGGCCAACGCCCUGAUGUGGCCCGAGAUUCAACAGGAGCUGAAAAUUAUUGAAUCUGAGGAAGAACUCUCUGCUUUGCCACCGCCUGCUCUAAAGAUCAGCCCCACUCAGCCAAUUCUGGAGUCCAGUCCAGGGCCUUUUGCUUCCCCGGAGCCUCUUGGGAGCUUGUCUUGUGGCUCCGCCCCAGCUCCAGGCCCCAUCCCCCUGGAGGAGUGGACUAGGGAUCCAACCAAUCAGAGCACACAGGGGGCGUCCACAGCAACCAAUAGAGAAAAGCCUGAGACAAGCAGCAGCCUCCACAGAUCCGAGCCGGAGAAGGGCCAGCGCCCAGACCCCACCAGCCUGGCUCCUCUGGAAAUAGUGCCCUUUGAGACGGUUUCUCCACAAGCGAAGGUGGAGGUGGGAGGCCCAGGGAAUCUGUCUCCUGUGCUCCCGCCUGCUCCUCCCCCUCCAACUCCUAUGGAGGAGUUGCCUCGAGUCCAGCUAUCAGAGGGCAGCCCUGAGGGAGAAGAUUCAUCCAGGAAUUUGAAGACAUAUCCGUAUACAGACCAGCUGAAGUCCAACGGCAGCCCUGGGGUCCCCAGUCUUUGUCAGGGAGAAGAGGCCUCUCCAGGACAAAGUGAAAAGCAAAAUUCAAAGGAUGCUGCUCCUGAGAGAAAAGGCUCUGGUUUUCCAAGCCCCACAAGGGAGGUUGAGAUCUCCCCACAAGGAGAGGGGGAUGUCACCCAUUCAGUACAGGAGCCCUCAGACUGUGACGAAGACGACACUGUGACAGAUAUUGCCCAGCAUGGCCUGGAGAUGGUGGAGCCCUGGGAGGAGCCCCAGUGGGUGACGAGUCCUCUUCACUCCCCAACUCUGAAAGAUGUGCAAGAGGCCCAGAUGCAGGGCCCCCAGGGCCACCGAUUGGAGAAGAGGCUUUCCCACAGGCCCAGCCUUCGCCAGAGCCAUUCUCUAGAUAGCAAAACCACAGUUAAGAGCCAGUGGACUCUUAAGGGUCCCUCCUCCAGCAGCUGUGCUAAUCUUGAAGCAGAGAGGAAUUCUGACCCUCUGCAGCCCCUGGCAUCCAGGAAAGAGAUUACUGGAUGGGAUGAGAAAGCCCUGAGGUCCUUCGGAGAGUUCUCUGGCCUGCAAGAGACAGAAGUUCUUCCCAACCGGAAGGGAUCAGGUGGUUUGCAGCCCAAACCAGCGGAAACCAGCCCUGUCAGCCUAGCAGAGGGAAAGGAACUGGGGACACACCUGGAGCACUGCAACCCUCAGAUUGAGCAAGGUGGUGUUCCUGGGCCAGAGAGCAGCAAGGAGAGUUCCCCUAGCGUGCAGGACAGUACCUCACCUGGAGAGCAUCCCCCAAAGAUACAGCUAAAGAGCACUGAGUGUGGGCCCCCAAGAGGGAAAAAUAGGCCUUCUUCCCUCAACUUGGACUCUGCCAUUCCCGUCACUGACCUCUUCCGAUCUGUCCAAGAUGGCUCCACACACCAGCAUAGAAAAUCAGAAUCUAUACUCAAGAGCAAACUCGGAGACUGGCACAGUCCAAGAAGACUUUCUGGCUCUGGCUUUUAUUAAUUUGGGACUCCAACUGCCGCUACGCUGACCUCUGAUUUAUAAAUCCAGUAGCUGGGCAGGGUGGGGGCUGAGCUGAGGCUCACCUCAAUGAAAUGUGCUGAAUCUUCAUUUAGGUAUGCAAUAGUGAAGUGAUCUGCUUUCUUCCCAAUAUCAGAGUCCAAGAACAAGAUGUCUUCAUAGAGAAAAGCCUCACACAUAGGCAGCAAACACCUCUAGCUCAGCUUUACUCUCCUUCCACACUAGGCUGGGACCAGCAGUACAGGAAGGGGUAAGGGGGGAGCCCUAGCAGGCUAGCCAUCGUUACUGCUUGGUGACAGCUGCCCAUCUUGACAAUGUGUUUCAUUUUAGCCAGUGGGUACAUCCCUUUCUCCCUCUCCUUCCAUUGCUCAGAGCAGAUUUGAGGGACCCCUCUCCCUUCCAUAAUCCCCCUCAUCCACCACCCACCCCAGGCACUCAGACUUGUUCCUCUCCUGUCUAUAUGCAAGCAGAAGCAAUAAACUAAUCUGAUUUUAUUUGUUAUUUAGAAUUUCAAAUGGUUCUUUCCUUUUCAGCUGGAGAGAGGAAGGAAAACUAAUAUAACCUGCUGGCAGAUUUUUGGUGCUAUCCUACGAAGGCCUUCACAGGAGCCCUUCUCAUGGCAAAACCCUUCAGGGUAUCAACACUUUCAGACCUUCUAAGACAACUAUGUUGUAUGAGAAACAAAGAUAAAUAAGACCUAUUUUUAGCCCUAUGCACCUCUUCUCAGGUUCAAGUCUGGCUAAAUUCUGUCCAGAAGCUCAGUCAUUGCAGAAAUUUCUCUAAGGGCUGGCAGUACCUCUGGGAAGACCUCACAACCAAGACUGGUGCUGGGCUGGGUAGGGGCUGAGCUGAAGUUACCUCCUCCAGUGAGAAAUUGGAUGCUGAUGCCUGCAACGGAUACAUACAUAUUCCUCUCUCCCUUCUUCCUGAUAAGCCUUACAGUUUUGAAAUCUUGUCCCAUACCUUUUAAGCCAGUGUCCCUGGCAGAGAUAACUGGUGGGCCAGCUGAUAAGUUCUGCUUUCAGAGGGCACUGAGAUGAGCGAGCAAGGGGAGCGGUGAAUAGGCCUUUGGUCAGUGUUUUUCCAUUCUCAUUGGGAACAAGACAUUAUACCAACAGCCAAUGAGCUGUCAACCCAUAAGAAAAGUCCUAGGGUAUACCAUUUUUCCCUCCUAGGCAGGCAAAGUGAAGAAAUAUAGUGGUGACAGAUGAGGAAGACCAUGUUCAGGAGGUGUGAAAAGUACAUUCCUGCCUUAUCAAAAAAUGUGGCAGACAGGCUUUGUGUCAAUCUCAGUGCACUGUGGUGUCUACGCUCUGAUAAGGACUGUGUUCCAGUUAGAAUGUGAGAAGGGGAAGGAGCCGCGCUUUGCUUCACCAUCAGAACUCUGAGCCGAGUAAUGAAAUAUUUAAACUAUUUUAUGAUUAUUUUAAAUUUUUGUUUGUAACACUUAGAGGAUAUAUUUUUAUUUGGGGAUAGACUGAGAAGCUACCAUUUACAUAUUAACAAGUGAGUUCAAUUUGAGGCGCCUACGUAGAUUUAUUAAAUGGCUGCCAUGUUCCUUA
This is a messenger RNA of Ceratotherium simum simum (southern white rhinoceros), 6005 nucleotides long. NCBI's taxonomy places the organism in Eukaryota, Metazoa, Chordata, Mammalia, Perissodactyla, Rhinocerotidae. The record is from RefSeq and is a predicted model, not a curated record.